Molecule: messenger RNA, 772 nt
Organism: Polyodon spathula (Mississippi paddlefish)
Lineage: Eukaryota; Metazoa; Chordata; Actinopteri; Acipenseriformes; Polyodontidae
Product: semaphorin-4F-like
Exons: 4
Biological process (GO): positive regulation of cell migration; axon guidance; semaphorin-plexin signaling pathway
Molecular function (GO): chemorepellent activity; semaphorin receptor binding
Source: RefSeq, a predicted model, not a curated record
GGGGACGUUGGGGGGCUGAAGACCCUACAGAAACGCUGGACCACCUUCCUGAAGGCCCAGCUGGUGUGUGAGAACCCAUUGACUGGCGCCCGCUACAACAUCCUGAGGGACAUGUUCACCCUGCAGAGGGACCCGGGGAGCAGGAGCAGCACACGCUUCUAUGGGCUCUUCACCUCACAGUGGGAGCGUGACGAGGUGUCAGCAGUGUGUGCCUACAACCUGCAGGAUGUGAGCCAAGCACUCGCAGGCUUCUACAAAGAGGUGAAGAGGGACUGCAACAAACCAGUGUACCCAGAGCCAGCUCUCUACCCCAGGCCAGGAGCGUGCCUCACAUCCUCUCUCAAGGCGGAGGGAUUCCCGAACUCGCUGAGCCUGCCAGACAAGGUACUGACCUUUGUCAGAGACCACCCUCUGAUGGAGCAGCCUGUGCAAGCACGCCCCCUGCUGGAGAUGAAGGGAACCAAGUACAUCAAGAUUGCUGUGAGCCUGGCCCCUCUACGCCUCACCUCCUCGGAAUUCAACAGCACACCCAUCCUAUAUCUGGGAACAGACCAGGGCGAGCUGCACAGGGCAGUGGAGGUGGGAGAGCGGGUGAUGCUCAUUGAGGAGACUGUGCUGUUCCCUUCGGAGGAGCCCAUUCACAACAUCCAGCUGGACCAGGUUAGAGGAGGCCUUGUUUUAUUAUUGCUUUAAAUAAUUCUUAUCAUAGGAAAACAGUUUUGAAAUAACAAGAAACUUGUUCUUAAGCUUACUCUAGUUUUUGAUGUAUAAA